AUGCUGUCCGCCGAGGAGAAGAAGCUGAUCCAGAGCGUCUGGGCCAAGACACAGGAAGACUUCGGAGGAGAGGCCCUGUGCAGGAUGUUCGUUUCCUGCCCCCAGACCAAGACCUACUUCCCCCACUUCGACUUGUCACCCGGCUCCGCUCAGGUGAAGGCGCACGGCAAGAAGGUGAUGAACGCCUUGAGCACCGCCGUGAAGAACGUGGACAACCUCAGCCAGGCCCUGUCUGAGCUCAGCAACCUGCACGCCUACAACCUGCGUGUCGACCCCGUCAACUUCAAGCUGCUGUCGCAGAGCUUGCAGGUGGUGCUGGCCGUGCACCUGGGUAAGGAUUACACCCCCGAGGUGCACUCUGCCUUUGACAAGUUCCUGUCUGCCGUGGCCGCCGUGCUGUCCGAGAAGUACAGAUGAGCUGCCACUCGUGCCCGGGUGCCAUCAAUAAAGACCCUUUUGCUGCA
Messenger RNA from Merops nubicus (carmine bee-eater), 464 nucleotides. Its product is annotated as hemoglobin subunit alpha-D-like. Gene Ontology annotation, molecular function: oxygen binding; heme binding; oxygen carrier activity. Lineage: Eukaryota; Metazoa; Chordata; Aves; Coraciiformes; Meropidae. The record is from RefSeq and is a predicted model, not a curated record. Gene Ontology annotation, biological process: hydrogen peroxide catabolic process; oxygen transport. The transcript is spliced from 3 exons. The coding region runs from base 1 to 417 and encodes 138 amino acids. Gene Ontology annotation, cellular component: hemoglobin complex; blood microparticle; haptoglobin-hemoglobin complex.